Molecule: messenger RNA, 1647 nt
Organism: Euleptes europaea (tarantolino)
Lineage: Eukaryota; Metazoa; Chordata; Lepidosauria; Squamata; Sphaerodactylidae
Gene: ILDR1
Product: immunoglobulin like domain containing receptor 1
Exons: 8
Coding region: 8-1624 (538 amino acids)
Cellular component (GO): plasma membrane
Molecular function (GO): high-density lipoprotein particle receptor activity
Source: RefSeq, a predicted model, not a curated record
AGGCGCCAUGGCCUGGAACUGGCGGUGGGGGCAGCAGGUGCUCCUGCUCGGCCUCACCUGGCUCUCCGCAGGCUGUUUCUCCCUUUUGGUGACCGUGCCGGUUAUUGAGCGUUACACAACUUUAUUUGCUUCUGUGACUCUCAGGUGUGACUACAGCACCUCUGCUCAGCUGCAGGAUGUGGUAGUUACCUGGCGCUAUAAGUCCUUCUGCAAGGAUCCCAUCUUUGAUUAUUAUUCUGUUGCCUAUCAGGCUGGGCUAGCUAUUGGCCAGGAUCCUUCCAAUGACUGUAAUGACAACCAACGGGAAGUGCGCAUUGUAGCUCAGAGAAGAGGACAAAAUGAACCUGUGCUGGGCAUUGAUUACAGACAGCGGAAGAUCACAAUCCAAAACCGUGCAGAUCUUGUGAUCAACGAGGUGAUGUGGUGGGACAAUGGAGUCUAUUAUUGUACCAUUGAGGCUCCAGGAGAUACAUCUGGUGACCCCGAUAAAGAAGUGAAGCUAAUUGUUUUGCAUUGGCUGACGGUGAUGUUGAUUGUCCUGGGCGGCCUCCUCCUCCUCAUACUGAUUGGGGUGUGCUGGUGCCAGUGUUGUCCUCAGCAUUGCUGUUGCCACGUCCGCUGUCCCUGCUGUCCAGACCGCUGCUGCUGCAAUGAAGAAGUCCUGGAACGACACCGCUUCAUGAAGCAGGCUCGGCAUCUUUUACCAUGGAUGAAGCAUCACUCUCAGUCAUCUUCAUACCAACUCAACCCACUGUUGCAGCGAGAUGUGUCUCUGCAGAGCAGUCAGCAAAUGAUGCCUUCACUUGGCCAGAUGCCUGCUAACAACAAGGUCUUGGAUCUCCUUGAGUCAGAGAUCAAGAACCUCAACUUGUCCCAGCCCCUGCUGCCUUCUCAUCAUGUUGGGGGCAGUCAGAACCCUAGUAUGCUGUCUUCUCUGGGCUCAGAGAUUGUGGAACGCAGAGUCAUCCACUUACCUCCCAUCGUUGAACGCGUCCCAUCCUCUCAGAGAAACAGCAUCUCAUCACGUCCGCAGCAGUCUAUACGGACUCCUAGACCUCGAAGCAAUACAAGCGAAGAAGAGAGGAGAUGGAGACGUCUGUCCUUGGAUGAAGUUUCCCAGUCCAGCUAUGAUCCGGAGUCUUUGGACAGACAGCGAGACCAUAGAGUCGAAAGGCGAAGAAACGAGAGCCGUCACGAUAGGUUCCAGAGUUCCAGGCCGGAUGCGCCGUCCAUGUUUCAUGGCAGGAGCAAUCUUGAGGCCUAUCCUGCAGAUUCCAGAAGGGAGUACUCUGGCCGGCCGUACUCUGACCAAAGAUAUCAGCGUUCAGGGAGGCAGGCUUAUCAGCACCUCAGUAGGAGGGAGAAUGAUCACCGGAGCGGCCGACAUCGCAGCUAUUCUCCACCACCCCGCCGGAAUUCCUGGAGCUCUGCUGAAGAUUAUGAGCACUUCCAGGAGAAUAGCAGGCGACUUCGCCAGCACCGUUCUCAGGACUGGCCAGAAGAGAAACCCCCUAGUUAUCGUUCCAUAGAAAUCACUCCAACCAAAAGCAGCAAAUCCAGAUACCCUACAGAACAACAAUCGGAAAAAGGCAGUUCUCGCAGCGGUAGGAGCGUUGUCAUUUAGACUCUUUGCUUCACCACUGCAUC